Molecule: messenger RNA, 1403 nt
Organism: Zingiber officinale
Lineage: Eukaryota; Viridiplantae; Streptophyta; Magnoliopsida; Zingiberales; Zingiberaceae
Product: probable pectinesterase 67
Exons: 5
Coding region: 301-1335 (344 amino acids)
Biological process (GO): cell wall modification
Molecular function (GO): pectinesterase activity
Source: RefSeq, a predicted model, not a curated record
CAUAAAUGUCGCAUUUAAAUGGACCAGAAAGCUGGAUGAAAUAUAAGCUUACAGAAGGGAUCGAAGGAGAAGAAAAGACGGCGACACGACAACGAUGCGAUGCGCCUCCCUACCUCAAAGGCAGAACAGAACGAUGCAUCUCCUUCUCUGCCUCCGAAGUGCUCAACUGUCUUCUAACCGUUUCCUGCUCUACCUCCGGACCUCAAAGGCAGAACAGAACAAUGCAUCUCCUUCUCCUUUAUCAGCCAUCUCUCUCCAUCUCUUCCUCAUCCCAUCAACGCAGUAAGAAAGACGACAACGAUGCUGACCUCUAGGAUGGGUACAGUCUUCACUAUUGCCUUCCUCAGCCUCAGUCUUUCUUCUUUCACCUUCCCCAUCGUCGCCGCACACAAGAAGAGCCAUGACCGCAUUAAUGCUCCCCUGCUCACUUCAAAGAUCGCCGCGAAUCGCUCCAUCAUCGUCGGCCCGUCGGAGGAAUUCAAGACGGUGCAGGCCGCCAUCGACGCCGUGCCGGAGGGCAACAAGGAGUGGAUCGUCGUCCACCUCAGGGCCGGCAUCUACAGGGAGAAAGUAGUGAUCCCGGAGGACAAAGAUUACAUUUUCCUUCGAGGAAGUGGAAAAGGAAGAACCGCCAUCGUUUGGGACGACUCCUCCACCAACAACACCCUCUCCUCCACCUUCAUAGUUUGGGCCGACAACUUCGUCGCCUUCGGCAUUAGCUUCAAGAAUGAUGCCACAAUGGGCGUCGCCAACACGCCUUACAACCAGUCGGUGGCCGCCAUGGUGGCUGGCGACAAGGCCGCCUUCUACCACUGCGCCUUUUACAGCGCUCACAACACCCUCUUCGACUACAGAGGCAGGCACUACUACGAGAGCUGCUAUGUUCAGGGCAACAUCGAUUUCAUCUUCGGCCGAGGACAAUCCAUUUUCCAGAGUUGCGAGAUAUUUGUUCUACAAGACAGCAGGAAGAAGAUACUCGGCUCGAUCACAGCUCAAAACAGGGAAUCUGCUGAUGAAACCAGUGGCUUCGUCUUCCACAAGGCAAAAGUUUAUGGCGUCGGCGAUGUGUAUUUGGGUCGAGCAAAAGGAGCUUACUCUCGCGUGAUUUUUGCGGAGACUUACCUCUCCAAGACGAUCACUCCAAGAGGGUGGACUAAUUGGAGCUACGAUGGGGAAACCGACAAUUUACUGCACGGCGAGUACGAGUGCCAUGGUCCGGGAAGCGAAUUGGGUUCUCGAGUUUCCUGGUCGCAGCAGCUGACGAAGGAAGAGGUUUCGCCUUUCUUGAGCAUUGAUUUCAUCGAUGGAAAGGAAUGGCUGCCAGCGUAUUAUUGACUCGAACACUUUUUUCUUUCCCCUAAUGUUUGUAAAUUGAUAAUGAAGCAUGGCAAAAUUUCGAGCAA